This is a messenger RNA of Paramecium pentaurelia, 1836 nucleotides long. The record is from the annotation of a GenBank genome assembly. Lineage: Eukaryota; Ciliophora; Oligohymenophorea; Peniculida; Parameciidae.
AUGAGUGAAAGUCCACAUUAAUUGAAAGCCAAAAUUGAUUUUUUACAUUAGGAGAACCAAUAGUUGAGAAACAAUAUAGAGGAUUUACAAACUGUCAUUAAAUUGAAUAAGUAGUCAAUGCGUUCUAUGAUUGAUCAAGUUGUUACCAUUCCUAGACAUAAUUAACAAACGAGUAUUCAUGAGAAUGAAAACACAGUUAAGGCACUUAAAUUAGUAAUUACAGAACAGUAAAAAGAAGUUGAUCAUUUGAUGUCAUCUUUAGAUAAGGUUUAAAAAGAGAGAGAUUUUGCUUAAGGCAAAGCCCUUAUUUCAGAGGAGAUUACAUAUGCUGCAGAAAAGAGUGAAAAGAAACUAAUUGCUGAGCUUGAGUCAACAAUAUAUGAACUCAAUCAUACUAUCAGUUAAUAAGCCUAAAAGAUUAGUUAACUUGAAAAGUAGGUUGAUUAACUUGAUGAUACUACUGGAGUGGUUGUAAGAUAUAGAGAUGUUAUUCAUCCUAAUUCAGCAACUAUUUUAUUACAUGAAGAAAUGGAAACAUUGCAUUAAUUGAUAGUGAGAUUAUAAUUAUAAGUUAAUUAUUUAAAGAGUAUUCAAUUAAAAUUAGUGACCCUUAUAAAUAAAGUAAUAACUAAUUUAUAGAUGAAAAAUUAAGGUGAAUUUAUAGAUUUAGAUGAAGAUUAUGAAAAGGCAUAACAUGAAUUUUUAGAAAUCUUAGCUUAAAUUUAAUGUAAAUAGAAUAUUCGAGUAACUUAUUUUAGAGUCUCGAUUACCCACUGUAGAAUUACCAGUUAGAAUCAAUUCUAUUUAAUCUCCUAUGAAUACAGAUAUGAUGCAUUCUCCAAUACUAUCUCCUUUUCCUAAUAAAGCACCUUAAGUUUAAAAAAAAAACUAUUAAACUUUGAAUUAAACCUUUGAUGGAGCUAUUGGAAUUAAUGAUUCAUAUUAAUAAAAUGGAAGAUAAGAAGAUUUAUAAAAGAAUAUAUCUCGAGUACCAAAGUUGAAUUUAGCUAGAGCCUUUUAAAUUCAAUAAAUUAAUGCCAAAAGAUCAACUUAAUAAAUCAAAUUAACAGAAGAUUAAUUAUAAAAUAGAGUUCGUAAAUUAGAAUUGGAAUUAGAGGAAACUAAAAAGAAUUUAUCAAGAGAAAUGAUUUUAUGUAAACAUUAUGAAAUAGAAAAUGAUUAAUUAAAAAGAUACAUUAAAUAAAUAGAAGCAAAUAAUGAUAUUUUAGUCAAAUCCAAUCUCAAUCUCAAUUAAAAAUGGGAAAAAAUUUAAAAAAGUUUUAUGUACUACAAAACAUUUUUUGUUGAGCAUAAAGAUUAAUUUGCUCAAUUAUAAAUAUUAGUUUAAUCAGAAAAGGAAGUAUUAAUAUUAUUCUAAUUAAUAGAAGGCAUAAUCAUAAGAAGAUUAAAAUGAAUUUGGCUUUAAUUCUGUUAGAGUAAGUCAUUUUAGAAAAGGUUAAACAUAAAGAAAGAAAACCUUAUUAGAUUAGACAAUAACAUCAUAUCUCCCUAUGUAUUAAGGUAAUAUUGUUAUAAUAAUCAUAUAAAGAAUCUUUAAUGGAAAUUGAGAAUUAAUUAGGAAGAGUUAACUAAUCAGUAACCUAUAAUCAAAACAAUAGAAUUAAUUCAAGUUGUGCUAUAGAAAAUAAUGGUGAAUCUCCAACAAUUUACUUUGAUAAAAAUGACAGUGAUAACGAAAAUACUGAAUGGAGAAACUAUUUAAAAAGAGAAUGGACUAUAUUAGCUACUCAAGUUCACUCUGCAAAACCUAAAAAUCUAGUACAAUAAAUAAAAUAAUCAUAACCAAUUUAAAAAUUGUAAAAUAUUAAACCAUGA